AUGACAACGUCACUGCUCCUCCGUCCUCGCUGGGUCGACCCGUCGGUGAUGUUUCUCUACGACAACGGCGGCGGAUCCGAUGAAGUGAGCAAGAACAUGGAGGGUUUUGCUGGUGGCAACUUUGCUGCAAACCAGUGCAGGAAUCUGAUGGCGCACCCCGCGUCCCUGGCACCCAGUACGGCUUACUCGUCCAGCGACUUGCCCACCUCCGGUAUGGGAGAGCCGGUGAAGCAGUGCAGCCCCUGCUCUGCUGCUCAGAAUUCAUCCAGUGCGUCUCUUCCUUAUGGGUACUUCGGUAGCGGUUAUUACCCGUGCAGAAUGUCGCAUCACAGCAGUAUAAAGUCAUGCGGAGCGCAGCCCCCCUCCGCUUAUGGAGAGAAAUACAUGGACACCUCCGCCUCGGGCGACGACUUCACCUCUCGGGCAAAGGAAUUCGCUUUCUAUCCGACCUAUCCUUCAGGCCCAUACCAACCUGUGCCCAGUUACCUGGACGUUCCUGUGGUGCCAACUAUCAGUGCGCCGUCAGAGGCCAGACACGAGUCCCUGCUGCCUAUGGAGAGCUACCAACCGUGGACUCUCGCCGCCAACGGCUGGAACGGCCAGGUUUACUGCGCCAAGGAGCAGCCGCAGCCUGGACACAUGUGGAAGUCCUCCAUACCAGACGCAGUGUCACACGUUGGAGGAGAGUCUGGCUCUUAUCGACGUGGAAGAAAGAAGCGCGUGCCAUACACCAAGGUGCAACUGAAGGAACUCGAGCGCGAGUACGCCGCCAAUAAAUUUAUCACGAAGGACAAAAGGAGGAGGAUAUCUGCCCAGACCAACCUGUCCGAGAGACAGGUCACAAUAUGGUUUCAAAACAGACGCGUAAAGGAGAAGAAAGUUGUCAACAAAUUGAAAACCAUCAGCUAG
This is a messenger RNA of Scomber scombrus (Atlantic mackerel), 909 nucleotides long. RefSeq names its product homeobox protein Hox-A13a. The transcript is spliced from 2 exons. The record is from RefSeq and is a predicted model, not a curated record. Bases 1 to 909 code for a protein of 302 amino acids. NCBI's taxonomy places the organism in Eukaryota, Metazoa, Chordata, Actinopteri, Scombriformes, Scombridae. Gene Ontology annotation, biological process: regulation of transcription by RNA polymerase II. Gene Ontology annotation, molecular function: DNA-binding transcription factor activity, RNA polymerase II-specific; RNA polymerase II cis-regulatory region sequence-specific DNA binding.